AGUGCUGGAUUCAGGCAUCUCUGAGGACAGCCCUGUCUGUGCUAUAUUGCGUGGUCCUCAGUAACUGGGCCGCUUCGGCUGCAGAGAGGAAAGAGCAGCAAUGGCGGAUUACGAGACCUAUGACGAUCAGGCCUACAGCAGCUUUGGUGGCAGCCGUGGACCAAGACGUGGCGAAUCUGGUCCAGGAUCUCGUAAACAGAAAGAGCUACCUACAGAACCUCCAUUCACAGCAUAUGUUGGAAAUCUUCCGUUCAAUACUGUACAAGGAGACAUAGAUAACAUAUUUAAAGACCUAAGUGUACGGAGUGUGCGGCUAGUUCGAGACAAGGAGACAGACAAGUUCAAAGGGUUUUGUUAUGUAGAAUUUGAUGAUCUGGAGUCUCUUAAAGAAGCCUUGACAUUCGAUGGUGCAAUUUUUAUUGACCGGGCAAUUCGGGUAGACAUAGCAGAGGGCAGAAAACAAGAUAAAGGUGGCUUUGGAUUCCGGAAAGGAGGGCCUGAUGACAGAGGUAAUAGGGAUGAUGACUUCUUAGGCGGUAGAAGCAGAGGAGGUCGAAGUGGCCCAGGGGAUCGAAGAGGACCACCACCUUCAGGAGGACCUGGUCGUUACAGGGAUGCACCACGUGGCGGCUCUGUGGACUUCAGAGAGCCAUCAGAUGAAGAACGAGCGCAGAGACCAAGACUUCAACUUAAACCCAGGACAGUUGCUACACCUCUCAAUCAAGUAGCCAAUCCAAACUCUGCAAUCUUUGGUGGAGCCAAGCCUAGAGAGGGAAGUGAGAAAACAGAGAAGGAAUGAGCCAAUAAACGGGAGGGACAGAGGGAAGAAUAAGCUAGUCCAAACUAGUCACUCUGGAUUACCAUCCUUGCAAUUGCCAUUCUUGCCUCCUGACAUUAACUCCUCUAUCCUUCCUAUUCAAAACUGAAAACAAUGAGCUUGUAAAUGCAUGUCAGCUGUUAACAAGUGUUUUUUUUUUUUUUUAGUAAGUUCUCUGCUUUUCUGUAACUAGUACCUGCAUUGUGCUGUUUCCAAUACCUUUUGCAAUUUGAAGGAUGUUUUUCCUGCUGGGAAAGCUUCUCUCAACAAAAUGAAAUUCAUUUUGUAUUUAGGAGCUGAAUAGCUAAAUUAGUGGAAGAAAAAUUAUGUCCCCACACACCCUUUUUUCUUUAUAAAAUUCAGCAGAAGCGAUGUUAGCAUUAAGUUAACCCUUUUUGCUUAUGAAGUUCUUAAUUAUGCUUUUCAGUUCUAUUCUGCAUCUUUUGUUCUAUGUUGCCAAGACUCUGUAAGAAGGUAAAUGUGACACGUGUCAUGGACUCUAACAAAGGGGGCACUUGGUAAUGUAAACGUGAAUUAUUAUUUUUUUUUUUACAUUAUACUUCUCUUAAAGGACAACUAAACCCUAAAUUAAUGUGGCUAAAAAUGCCAUAUUUUAUAUAGUGAACUUAUUGCACCAGCCUAAAGUUUCAGCUCGUCCGUAGCAGCAAUGAUCCAAAACUUCAAACUUGUCACAGGGGGUCACCAUCUUGGAAAGUGUCUGCAGCACUCGCAUGCUCCGUGUGCUCUGAGCAGCUGUUGAGAAGCUAAGCUUAGGGGCCAUCACUAAUUAUCAAGCAGAAAAUGAGGUUGGUCUGUAACAGAAGCUGAGGUUAUAGGGCUGAUUAUUAAAUUCUGAUACUAAUUACACUGGUUUCUGUGCUGCCAUGUAGUAAUUAUCUGUAUUAAUUACUAAUCAGCCUUAUUUUGUGACAUUUAUAUUCUAUGUGUACGGUAUAUUGUGAGUGGGUCCCGUAAGUUCAGUAACUGACGGCAAUACAUAGCAUGUGCAGUGCAUCAGCAGAAAAGAAGAUGGGGAGCUACUGGGCCAUCUUUGAACACACGUAUAUUUACUGCUAAAGGGUUGUGGUUUCCUUGGGCUGGUUCAGAAGCUCAAAAAAAUGUACAACAAUUUUUUUAGCUACUUAAGUUCUCCUUUAAGUACAUACCCCUAACUGCACAGAAUGUUCACUUGUUGGCAUGGUGGAAAAGUUGUCUUUAAAACACUUCAUUAUCUUAACUGAUGUAGCUUUGUCCUCCACACACAACUGCUUCACAUAUUAUAGGCACCUUCUCUGUAUUCGUACCUAAAUGAGGUAGCCGAAGAGAAUUUAGAGCUGCUGAAAAUCAAACUGUUCAGUGAAGCGAAUCCUGCUUUUUAGUUAACAUGAAGUUUUAAACAUGGGAGAAUGAAGACUUGUGCCCCCCCCCUUCCAGUACCUCAAAGAAAAGACCAUUCAGCCUUUAAACAAUAUACUGCUUAUUAUGCAGUUUUAGUUUUACACCUGAAAAAUGCAUGCUGUACAUUUACAGCUCUUUGUUUAAAGUGUGGAUCUCAUUGAGGUAGUCUAGUACCAUAGCUCUUUGUAGCUAACUCGUUGCGAGCAUUCCUUUUGCUCGUGGCUGGGAUGCUCACUUGCCUGGAUAUGCUGGUGCAGAAAAAGAAUUCUGCUUCUACAUUCUGCCAACAUAAGGUGCAUAUACCUUGCAAUCCAUCAUUUUGUUAACCCUUUGCUUUUUAUUUACCCCUCCACCCUCCAGUAAGUAGGUUGUGGUACUAAAAUAUGAAUUGGAUAUUUAUAUGCAAUGCUUUAACUCUUCUGCUGGCAGACUUGUAUCCCUUAGUGAUACAAUAUUUUAAAAUCAUCUUUGUCAGCAGAGGGUGUAAUUACAGUGUUAAAGUCAAUACUUAUGUUUUUACCUGCAGUGUCUCCGCAAAUAAGAGCUUCUUUUCUGCUUCCUUUCCUUGAUACGCUCUGCUUUUAUAAGAAGCAUUUGUCUAACAUGCUACCUAGAAUAAGACAUGCUUUGGAUGGUGAUUACUCUAGAAUCUAUUCACAACUGCUUUUGUGGGGAAGCUUAAUGGCAGACCAAACAAAACCCAAUCUGGUCUAAACAAUUGACUUUUUUUUUUUUUUUAAAUAAGAGAAAAAUUCCAAACACUUGACACAUCCUGCUUCAUGACAGAAAGUACAUCUAUGGAUAUGGUAUUUUGUGAAGAUCUUUUAAAUAAAAGAACAUUAUGGAUAA
Molecule: messenger RNA, 3064 nt
Organism: Xenopus laevis (African clawed frog)
Lineage: Eukaryota; Metazoa; Chordata; Amphibia; Anura; Pipidae
Gene: eif4h.S
Product: eukaryotic translation initiation factor 4H S homeolog
Exons: 6
Coding region: 101-799 (232 amino acids)
Cellular component (GO): perinuclear region of cytoplasm
Molecular function (GO): nucleic acid binding; RNA binding
Source: RefSeq, a predicted model, not a curated record